Messenger RNA from Caenorhabditis remanei, 621 nucleotides. RefSeq lists its product as uncharacterized. Bases 1 to 621 code for a protein of 206 amino acids. The record is from RefSeq and is a predicted model, not a curated record. Lineage: Eukaryota; Metazoa; Nematoda; Chromadorea; Rhabditida; Rhabditidae. The transcript has 3 exons.
AUGAACAUUUUUUUGCACUUUGUCCUUGUUGGAUGGAUGCUUAUCAGUUCAGUCAACGGAGCAAGUGUGGCUUCUGCAUUACCUGGAAUAAACUGUUCUGUUGCUGACGGUUAUUCCGCAUUGACAUGUACCCUGCGUUUACAAGACUUCGGAUCAAAAAUCAGAGAGCUUGUCGACAACGAUGGGGAAUCAGAUGAGUUUAUAAAGUCGUGUGAUGCCAUCGAUACCUGUCUCAAUUCUCUUCGAAAUUGCAAAGAAUAUUCUGAAAAUUUGACAAUUCGAGCUGGUGAUAUGGUAAAGGCUUACUGCGAUGUGGUCAACUAUCUUUCACAUGAUUUCUCUUCGUGUGGGAGCAAAUUGGAAGCCAACAAGUCUGAAUGUUAUGAGAAGUGGGAGCCAUUUCUUGAUGGAAGCGAAUUAAAAGACAAGAAAAAGAUGGAAGAGUCUUGUGAGAAUUUCUUCGGGAAGGAUGAGUGUUUGAAGAAUGAGAUUAUUGAAAACUGCAGUCAGGACGAGUGGGAACAGCUUCGAGAUCACUUCAUCCAGCUGGACGAGAAUUUAAUGAAACAGUGCAACUUAAAGAAAAUGCUGGAAUUUAAAUCAUCCGAAUAUAAUGUUUAA